This is a messenger RNA of Apus apus (common swift), 2151 nucleotides long. It is a transcript of the gene SLC22A3, whose product is annotated as solute carrier family 22 member 3. Lineage: Eukaryota; Metazoa; Chordata; Aves; Apodiformes; Apodidae. Bases 263 to 1963 code for a protein of 566 amino acids. Gene Ontology annotation, cellular component: membrane. The record is from RefSeq and is a predicted model, not a curated record. The transcript has 12 exons. Gene Ontology annotation, biological process: transmembrane transport. Gene Ontology annotation, molecular function: transmembrane transporter activity.
GAGCCCCACACCACUUGACAUGCCCUGAGCCUGCCUGCAUGUCUCUGCCUGUAGCUUUGCCCCACUUUGGUGCUGCUCAUGCUACCGGCAUUGCACACCCACAUGUCUGUGUCCGUGUGCCUCUGUGUGUGCACAUGAGAGGAGAGGAUUGAGGGGAGGCGAGACGGUCACAUUUAUAGGAAGUGCCAGCGGUCAUUGUGAAGUGUGAAAGCAAACUCUGCCAGCUCUUGGACUGCUGCAAGUGGACAGACCACCUCACAUAAUGCCAUCAUUCGAUGAGGUUUUGAAGGAAGCUGGGGAAUUUGGAAGAUUUCAAAAGAGGGUCUUUUUCCUUCUUUGUCAGACAGGCAUAACUUUUUCGUCACUGUUUACCAGUGUGGUUUUCCUUGGGCAGGCACCGGACAACUAUUGGUGCAGAAUCCCUGGGGCAGCUGAAUUGAGUGAAAGAUGUGGCUGGACACUGGAAGAGGAACAAAAUUUCACGGUAUUGCCUCUGCACCUGGGGAACAGGUCCUCCAGCGGGGAGUGUGAGAGGCUGGACGUGGUGUGGGACACCUCUGACAGCUGCACCAGCCCCCUUGCCCGCUACAGCAAUCGCAGCGGGGGCAACCUGCCGCUCACCACCUGCCACGGUAACUGGGUGUACAAACAGCCCCACUCAUCCAUCAUCAGCGAGUAUAACCUUGUGUGCGGCAAUGCCUGGAUGCUGGAUCUCUCACAGGCUAUCCUCAAUCUGGGAUUUCUGGUCGGCGCGUUCACCCUGGGCUACGCUGCAGACAGCUCCACGUCCUUCUUGUGUUGGGGGCUCCAGAACUGGACACACUACUGCAGAUAUGGCAGAAUCCUCAUCUACCUGCUCUCCUGUCUUGGGGUUGGGAUUUGUGGUAUCAUAGUGGCAUUCUCGCCAGACUUUACCGUAUUUCUGAUCUUCCGUUUUCUUCAAGGUGUGUUUGGCAAGGGAACCUGGAUGACAUGCUACGUGAUUGUGACAGAGAUUGUUGGUUCUGACCAGCGGUUCGUUGGGAUCGUGAUUCAGAUGUUUUUCACGCUGGGAAUUAUGAUUCUCCCUGGAAUUGCAUAUUUGGUUCCCACCUGGCAGGGCAUCCAGCUGGCCAUUUCACUGCCCAACUUCCUCUUCCUGCUAUACUACUGGGUGGUUCCUGAAUCUCCACGUUGGCUCCUGACACGCAAAAAGGGAGAGAAGGCAUUAAAAAUCAUGCACAACAUUGCAAAACACAAUGGGAAAUACCUCUCACCACAUUAUUCAGAGAUCACUGUUAGCAAUGAUGAGGUCAGCAAUCCCUCCUUUCUUGACCUGGUGAGGACUCCCCGGAUGAGGAGGAACACGCUUAUCCUGAUGUACGCCUGGUUCACAAGUGCCCUGAUCUACCAAGGGCUUGUCAUGCGCCUAGGGAUUGUUGGAGGAAAUCUCUAUCUAGACUUCUUCAUCUCAGGAGCUGUGGAGCUGCCUGCUGCUCUCCUAAUUUUAGUGACAAUUGAUCGUGUUGGCCGGCGCCUUCCCUUUGGAAUAAGCAAUAUUGUGGCGGGAAUUGCAUGCAUCAUUACUGCCCUCUUGCCAGAAGAUAUUUCAUGGCUCAAAACAACAGUUGCCACACUGGGAAGACUGGGCAUCACAAUAGCUUUUGAAAUCGUCUAUCUUGUGAACACUGAACUAUAUCCUACGACACUGAGAAACUUUGGUGUUUCCCUGUGCUCGAGUUUGUGUGACCUAGGUGGGAUCAUAGCCCCAUUCCUGCUUUUCCGAUUAGCAGCCAUUUGGUUGGAGCUACCUCUAAUUAUUUUCAGUAUUCUUGCAGUUGCCUGUGGGCUUCUAGUAUUACUUUUACCAGAGACAAAGGGAAUCUCAUUACCAGAGACAGUGGAGGAUGUGGAGCAACUUUCAAGUCAUUUUGGUAAAUGUGGCAAGAAACGGAAACACCGGGACAACAGCUCUUAUAUUUGACCUUUGAAGGAUGGGACUGAGCAAAGAACCAUGUUCCCAUACUGGGAAUUUUUUCUCCAACAGCCACUACUUCAAAAUUCGCUGCAGAGUAUGGAUUAAACUCCAUGUUUUUCUUCUAAGCAUAAGGACAUUUUAAACAAGCAGUGUAUUUUUCUAUAAGUAUGGAAUAAAUUCAUUUUUUCUGAGUA